Molecule: messenger RNA, 4415 nt
Organism: Rosa chinensis
Lineage: Eukaryota; Viridiplantae; Streptophyta; Magnoliopsida; Rosales; Rosaceae
Product: disease resistance protein RPV1-like
Exons: 6
Coding region: 174-4067 (1297 amino acids)
Biological process (GO): signal transduction; defense response
Molecular function (GO): ADP binding
Source: RefSeq, a predicted model, not a curated record
CUGCCACCAACUAUUCUUGUCCCAAAAAUUUCUGAAGAUCAGCAUUAUCUCUCUGUUUUCUUUCCUCUCCCACAGUUUGAUGCAUUUUGUUUCAGAAAAUCUAGGAUUGUCAAGCUUUGGUCCCAAGGCAGGGUUUCCAUGCUCUGAGUUUUGGACUGGCACAUUUCUGUAAUAUGGCCUCCUCUUCUGCUUCUUCUUCCUCUGACAUCCCCCCAAAAGAGAAGUAUGAUGUCUUUCUCAGCUUCAGAGGCACCGAUACCCGCAAGACUUUUACCAGCCAUCUCUACAAGGCUUUGGAUGAGAAGAAGAUUGAUACCUACAUAGAUUACAAUCUUGAGCGGGGAGAUGAAAUCGCACCUGCCCUUUUAAAAGCAAUCGAGGGAUCAAUGAUUUCCGUGAUCGUUUUCUCGGAAAACUAUGCUUCUUCUCGAUGGUGCUUGGACGAACUUGUGCAUAUACUGGAAUGCAGGGAAAAGUAUGGACAACAUGUGAUACCCAUCUUUUACAAAACAGUUGUAUCAGAUAUACGACACCAGAGCGGAAGUUAUGAACUUGAAGAACGUUUCAAGGAUAGAACAGAGUCUGAGCGUCUUAAAUGGAAGGUUGCUUUGACAAAAGCAGCUAAUCUUUCUGGGUUUGAAUCAACUUCAACCAGGGAUGAUUCCGAUUUGAUUCAGCAAGUUGUCCAGUUUAUUUUGACGAAUUUGAGUUAUGAGUCCUCAAGUUAUGAAUUAGAUGGCUUCGUUGGAGUUGGAAGUCGAGUUCAGCAAAUUGAAUCAUUACUAUGUAUCGUUCCUGGAGAUGAUCGUGUUCGCUCCGUGGUUAUUUGGGGUAUGGGAGGUAUCGGCAAGACCACCCUUGCUGAUGCUGUUUUUCACCGUCUCUCUUCACAAUUCGAUGCUUGCUGCUUUCUUGCAGAUGUUAGAGAAGGUUCUGGGACCCAUAAAGGACUAAAAGACUUGCGAAACAAGCUUCUUCGUGAAUUAUUAGGGGACACAACUCUUGAUAUCCAGAACAAAACUAUAGACCGUUCUACGGCAGUGAAACUUAGCCGUAGAAAAGUCUUCAUUGUUCUUGAUGAUGUUGACAGGUCAAGCCAAUUAGAGAUGUUAGCUGGACGUGAUGUUACGUUUGGCCCAGGAAGUAGAAUCAUAAUAACAACUAGAGAUAUGCAGCGAGUUAGAGAGAUAGAAGUACUGAGGAAAGGAGGUAACCAUGAUGUUAAGAUCUAUGAGGUUGAGAAAUUAAAUGAUGAUGAAGCUCGUCAGCUCUUCAAUUUGAAUGCCUCCACUGGUAUCUAUUCUGAAGUAGAUUCUACGAAUUUGUUAACAAUCAUGGUAGCUUAUGCUGCAGGCAUCCCCUUGGCCCUUAAAAUUUGGAGUUCCUUAUCCCAUAAACUUUCAUGGGACAAGAUGACAAAGUUUCUCAACGAAGACAUGGGGAGCAUUUAUAGAGUGAGUUAUGAUGUCUUGAGAAAAAAUGAGAAGGAAAUAUUUCUUGACAUUGCUUGUUUCCACAAAGGGAAGAAAAUAAAUGAUGUAAGAGGACAUUUAAAUUGCCGUAGUUUAUCUGUGAAUAGCGGAAUUGAUGAUCUUAUUGGUAGGUCUCUCAUAGAACUAAGAGAUAAUUAUCUAUGGAUGCAUGAUGUGAUACAAGAAAUGGGCCGGGAAAUUGUCAACGAAAAAUGUCCUGAAGAGCCUGGAAACCGCACUAGGUUGUACACUUCUAAGGACAUCUGUCAUGUAUUGCAAAAUGAUACGGGAACUGCAACAAUUGAAACCAUGUCCAGGCACCGCUAUGACAUUAUGUUUGCUAGGAUAAACUUGACCCCUCAAGUCUUUGGAAGGAUGUAUAAUCUAACAUUCCUAAACCUUGAUGGGUUUGGCUUCGAAUUGGAACUUCCUGAAGGCGGUCUCGCGUCUCUUCCUAAUGUCCUUAGAUAUCUGUCCUGGCCGUAUUAUCCUUUGGGAACUUUGCCAUCAAAGUUUUCUCCAAGCUGUCUUGUUGAGCUUCAUAUGCCCCGUAGCCAGCUCCAGACACUUUGGAAUAAAGACCAGAACCCUGGGCACCUAAAAAAGAUCGAUCUUAGCUACUCAACGAAGCUGGUUGAUGUUCCAUACCUCACAGCGUGUCUUGAGAGUAUAAAUCUUCAAGGAUGUGAAAGUUUGGUUCAAGUUCCAAAUCUCUCAGAGAGUCUAAAUAUUGUGAGUAUAAACCUUCAAGAGUGCAAGAAGUUGGUUGAAGUUCCUUCGUAUUUUGAAAAUCUUUACAAGCUUACUGUUCUGAAUCUGUGGGGGUGCCGGCUUCUAAAAUGUAUUCCAGAGAUGCCAAGCAACAUGGAAUUCUUACUUAUAGGUGGUCAGAUAUCAAUGCUAGAUUACAAGGGAACGAUGGAAUUGUCUGGAUUGCCUUCAUCAAUCUGGUCUCUUAAGAAACUUGUCAAAUUGGAUCUUAAAGGGUGUUACCACAUUGAGAAUCUUCCAAGCAGCAUUUGGAUGUUGAAUUCCCUCACAUCUCUUGAUUUGUCUUAUACGAGUUUAAAUUAUCUGCCCUCAUCAAUUGAGUGUCUUUCUAGGAUUGUUUCAAUUGAAAUGCGAAAUUGCUAUAGGCUUGUGAGUCUUUCAGACAGCAUCGGUAAGUUGAAAUCUCUCAAGAUACUUGAUCUCUCUGGUUGUUCUUCAUUCAAAUUCUUCCCAGAACUCUUAGAGCCUAUGGAAUGCCUGAAGACUCUCCGUUUAAGUCAAACGAAGAUUGAAGAGGUACACGACUCCAUUGAAAACCUAGUUGGGCUUGAAGAAUUAGACUUAUCCGAGUGCAGAAGCCUUGAGUCUGUCUCAAACAGUAUCUACAAAUUAAGAUUUCUGAAGGAUUUCAGAGUUGCUGAUUGUUGUGAACUAAAGAAACUGCCUAUCUCAUCAUCGGACAUUUCGUGGUCUUUGCAAUCCAAGUUAGACCUCAGUGGCUGCACCAGUUUGGAAGAAAUCCCUGAUGGACUCAUGAUGUGCUUAACCUCACUAAAAGAACUAGAUUUUAGUGAAACCAAGAUUAAGAGCAUACCUUCAAGCAUCAAAGAACUUUCUGGAUUAACAUCCCUAUACAUAUGGAAUUGCAAGAACCUAGAAUCUCUACCAGAGCUCCCAUAUAAUCUUGAAAUUUUGGAUGCUGAUGCUUGUAGGAAUCUUGAGAUGGUGUCAUUCUCAAGGACUGCAGUUCCACAAGGUCUGGAUCAAAUAUGUGAUGAAGAUAUUUUAACACGUCGAGAGAAAUAUUCAUUUCGUAGUUGCAAAAAAUUGAGUGAGACCGCAAAAAGCAACAUGAUGGAUGAUUUACGGCGUAGAAUUAUGCGAAUGGCAACUGCAUUUUCCAAAUAUCCUGAUAAUAGCCCUUGGCCUGAGGAUUACUCCGUUGUUAUUGUCUAUCCUGGGAAUGAGAUUCCAGAGCGGUUCAGGUAUCAAACAGAGGGAUCUUCAAUAAAUAUCAAGCUUCCUGUGCAUCCUUCUCAUACAAAUACAGACUUGUGGCAACUCGUUCUGUGCGCUGUUCUUUCAGUCGACGAAGACGAAGAUGAAGAUGGGGACCAAUAUGACGAAGAUGAAGGUGAGGACGAAUAUGACGAUGACAAAUCGUGUAGAUACAUUCCCGAGAUUUAUGGCUUGAAAUGUAAAUUCAAUUUCAUGACCAACAAUGUUGACAGCUCUGAAUUAGAUUUUACUCUUCCUUCGCCCGGUACUAUGAACUCUAAAAUAUACACGAAAGGGAUCGACAAGUCUCAGGUAUUUGUAUGGUAUUUCGCACACUGGUCCACGCAUGUUCGCUGUGCCAGCGAGGCCUCGUUCAAUUUUUAUCUAGAUCCAGAUUAUGGGUUCUAUAAUGGCAUUAAGGUGAAAAGGUGUGGGGUCUGCUUGCUGUCAUCCGAAGGCCAAGAUGUGAAAUUUGUAGGGGUCAAUCAAGAUGUUGGAGAACCAAAACUAGAGCAGGUUAUUUCAACAAGAAAGAGCCGCGACCAGUAUGAAGAUAGUGGAAGCGCUACAGUUGCUUUCUUGGAUUUGUUUCAUGAAAUGUUUUGAUGAGGCGGUCAAAUGGAGACAGGACCAGAUGACAAUAUUAUGAACUGUUAUUAAUCAAGACAGCAAGGUAAUAAAACUUCUAAACCUAGACGUUAGUUGUUUUAAAGAGGCAUGCUUUUAAUCCCUAUGGUGUUAGAACAAAAGUUCUUAAGGGGUUGUUGUUGCUCUCCAAAUGAGUGCUAGGGAGUUUUGGGGCAUGUGGUUGGAGACAUUGUAAGUAUAUUGAGUUAUUACCACUCAACAUAUAACUUUCCCACAGCUACUAGGAAGCACAAGUUGCAGAAAACCAGGAUAAUGACUCAUCCAAGUUUCCCGGUGACUCAAGAAGUCAAAGAAGCAUGCAAGAUC